UCGAUUUCUCAUCACCACUGCUUUGUUUUGUUCGUCAAAAUCAAUUUUAAAUUUUCUUAAGAAUCUACAAAACUCUUUUUUCUCGAUAAUUAUCUCUCUGCACCGAUUUGUCGAAGCGAUCAUGGCUGCUCAAACGGAUCUUAAUCAGCCCAAACUCGAUAUGACCAAGGAGGAGAAAGAGAGGUUGAAGUAUUUGCAGUUCGUGCAAGGUGCUGCUGUUGAAGCUCUGCUUCGUUUUGCUCUCAUUUACGCAAAGGCAAAGGACAAAUCUGGUCCUUUGAAACCUGGUGUUGAAUCCGUUGAAGGGGCUGUCAAGACUGUGGUCGGUCCUGUCUACGAGAAAUACCAUGACGUCCCUGUUGAGGUCCUUAAAUACAUGGACCAGAAGGUUGACUUGUCUGUGACUGAGCUUGAUCGCCGUGUCCCACCAGUCGUCAAACAGGUAUCUGCCCAGGCCAUAUCAGCUGCUCAGAUAGCACCCAUUGUGGCCCGUGCCUUGGCCUCCGAGGUUCGACGUGCUGGUGUUGUCGAAACCGCUUCUGGAAUGGCUAAAUCCGUCUACUCCAAGUAUGAACCUGCAGCUAAGGAGUUGUAUGCAAACUACGAGCCAAAAGCAGAGCAAUGUGCCGUUUCAGCUUGGAAGAAGCUGAACCAGCUUCCUCUAUUCCCAAGGCUGGCUCAAGUUGCUGUACCAACAGCUGCUUUCUGCUCUGAGAAGUACAAUGAUACCGUGGUUAAGGCUGCAGAGAAAGGGUACAGAGUUACAUCGUACAUGCCGUUGGUUCCAACAGAGAGGAUCUCAAAAAUCUUUGCCGAGGAGAAAGCUGAGACCGAGGCUUUGGAGUUCCAUCCACUUGAUUGAUUUGGUUAGCCAUUGGUUGCCGGUUCUGGUUCUUUUGUUUCAUCGUUCAUGAACUUCCGUUGUUUCUUUUAUUAAUAAUAUAAAAGUUGUAUAAUCUAAGUUGGGAUUCUUUUGAUUGUAUAAAAGAUUACUUGUUUGAGGUUGAAUUA
This is a messenger RNA of Capsella rubella, 1011 nucleotides long. RefSeq names its product REF/SRPP-like protein At3g05500. NCBI's taxonomy places the organism in Eukaryota, Viridiplantae, Streptophyta, Magnoliopsida, Brassicales, Brassicaceae. The transcript has 3 exons. Bases 122 to 862 code for a protein of 246 amino acids. The record is from RefSeq and is a predicted model, not a curated record.